Molecule: messenger RNA, 1166 nt
Organism: Euleptes europaea (tarantolino)
Lineage: Eukaryota; Metazoa; Chordata; Lepidosauria; Squamata; Sphaerodactylidae
Gene: CREM
Product: cAMP responsive element modulator
Exons: 9
Coding region: 5-1039 (344 amino acids)
Biological process (GO): regulation of transcription by RNA polymerase II
Cellular component (GO): ATF4-CREB1 transcription factor complex; nucleus
Molecular function (GO): DNA-binding transcription factor activity, RNA polymerase II-specific; RNA polymerase II cis-regulatory region sequence-specific DNA binding; protein binding
Source: RefSeq, a predicted model, not a curated record
GCAAAUGACCAUGGAUGCAGGGGAACCGCAACAAGAUGGCAGCGCAGCAGAUUCUGUAGCAGAAAGUGAUUCUGCUAAUAUACAGUCUCUGUCUGGCCAAAGUCAGAUUUCUGCUAUAGCUCAGGUGUCAGUAGCCGGAUCCACAACUGGGAGAGGCUCUCCCUCAGUAACCGUUGUGCAGUUGCCUUCUGGCCAAACGGUCCAUGUGCAGGGAGUGAUUCAAGCCACCCAGCCUUCAGUCAUUCAGUCACCACAGUUGCAAUCUGUUCAGGUAGUGUCUGCUACAAAUGCAGACGAAUCCACGGAAUCGGAGGCUGUAAUCGAUUCUCAGAAGCGUGGGGAAAUACUCUCAAGGAGGCCUUCGUACCGAAAAAUUCUGAAUGAUCUUUCUUCUGAUGCCCCUGGUGUCAAUAAGAUUGAAGAAGGAAAGCCAGAGGAAGAAGGAGCACCCUCUGGCAUUCCCACCAUGGCCGUGCCAACCAGCCUUUACCAGACUAGCACUGGACAGUACAUUGCUAUAGCCCAGGGUGGAGCAAUCCAGAUAUCUAAUCCAACAUCUGAUGGCGUUCAGGGGUUACAAACAUUAACCAUGACAAACUCGGGAGCUCCUCAGCCCGGCGCUACCAUUGUACAAUAUGCAGCUCAAACACCCGAUGGCACACAACAGUUCUUUGUACCUGGGAGUCAAGUUGUUGUCCAAGAAGAAGAAGAGCAGUCUGCACCUGAACUUAUGGCAUCGGCUACUGGUGACAUGCCAACUUACCAGAUCCGAACUCCGACCACUGCCUUACCUCAAGGGGUCGUCAUGGCAGCAUCCCCAGGAACGUUGCACAGCCCGCAGCAGCUAGCGGAAGAAGCGACGCGCAAAAGAGAGCUGCGGCUUAUGAAAAAUAGGGAAGCUGCAAAAGAAUGUCGGCGGCGGAAGAAAGAAUACGUGAAAUGCCUGGAGAGCCGUGUCGCGAUGUUAGAAGUCCAGAACAAGAAACUUAUAGAAGAGUUAGAAACCUUAAAAGACAUUUGCUCUUCCAAGACAGACUAGUGUCGGUAUUGAUAACUGUGAACUGGCUAACAGCAUGUACAGAUGCUCCUGCAGGCAAUGUCUAGUCGACCAGAAUUAUGACUUUUCCUCUGUAUCAUUUGUCUUCUCCCUCCAGCCUCUAAUAUUC